Eurytemora carolleeae is the source of this 544-nucleotide messenger RNA. RefSeq lists its product as uncharacterized. The transcript has 7 exons. The record is from RefSeq and is a predicted model, not a curated record. Bases 144 to 482 code for a protein of 112 amino acids. Lineage: Eukaryota; Metazoa; Arthropoda; Copepoda; Calanoida; Temoridae.
AAUUCUUCGACGAAACAGACGACAUUUCCCGAGCUCUUCAACCAAUAAACCUUCAAUUCAAUAUUAAAGGAAAAUACAGAACUGGACGAUCUAGUUUUCCUACGAUAAAAAAGAAACAAAAGAAAAUUAGAACCUGUCAGAAUAUGGCCGGAAUUUUAGGUGGUUCCAAUGCGUUCAACUUUCUGAAUUUUGUGGCGGGAGUUGUGACAAUUGUUGUAAAUGUAAACAAUAACAUCAACAACAACAACAACAAUCUUAACAACGUGAAUGUCAACGCUCAAACGGCUAACAACGCCAACGCAAAUGUUAACAACAACGGUGCCAAUGUGGUUGUUGCAAUGCCUGGAAGGAGGAGGAAAAGGAGUUCUGCUAGAAGGAUUAUACUAAACCUCCUUCAAGAAAAACCUGUUUUGAACCUUGGAGAAUUUACAGACAGGAUUUAUAGCGAGAUGCAGGUUUUUGUUGAAAAGAACAAGAGUUGAGAAAAAAAAUAAAGAAAAUAUUGUAUUUUUAUAUUUACAAUAUCAAUAAAAUAUAGAAUAAA